AUGGCAGGAACAGUCGCAGUUGGAAAUAAUGCAGACGAUAGUAUUCGCAUAUUGGUGGCCACGGACAACCACUUGGGCUACGCGGAGAAGGAUGCAGUGCGAGGCGAAGACAGUUUUACGACUUUUGAGGAAAUAUUAGAGCUGGCAGUGUCAGAGAAUGUGGAUAUGAUAUUGCUUGGCGGGGACCUAUUUCAUGAUUCAGUGCCUAGCCAAAAUGCGCUGUACAAAUGCUUCGAGUUGCUGAGGCGAUAUACUUUUGGAGAUAAAUCCGUAUCGUUGGAAAUAUUAAGUGAUCAAUCGCUUUCUUUUCACAGUGCACUCAAUCAUUCGGUAAACUACGAAGAUCCCUAUUUGAAAAUUUCCAUACCAGUAUUUUCUAUACACGGCAAUCAUGACGACCCGAGUGGCUUUGGCCGUUUGAGCUCCUUAGAUUUGCUUAGCACAACAGGUCUGAUUAACUAUUUUGGUCACUGGACAGAUCUUUCAAGAGUGGAGAUAAACCCCAUCUUGAUUCGUAAAGGCGAAACCAAGUUGGCACUCUAUGGGCUCAGUCACAUUCCUGAUGCACAGCUAGUGCGUAUGCUAGAGAAGUCUGAAAUCAACUUUAAUAAUGAUAAUCUGUCUGGAGAGGGGUGGUACCAAUUGAUGGUGGUACAUCAGAAUCGCGUAGAUCGUGGUGGUAGCAAGAAAUAUCUGCCCGAGGAUCGUCUACCCGACUUUGUGAAUAUGGUUAUCUGGGGACACGAGCACGAUUGCUACGUUGAUUUUAAGCAGAGCGCUUCUGGUCAUUUCAAAGUUUACCAGCCGGGGUCAUCGGUAGCCACGUCGCUCAUAAAGGGGGAGUCGAAAACAAAACACGUCGGUCUGUUGACAAUAAACAAACUAAAUGAGAGCCUGAAGCCGCUGCCACUACAAACUGUGCGUCCAUUCGUAUAUGAGUCAAUCGAUCUCGACGAUCUCGUCGAGAAAUUGCACCUAAAUGAAGGCGAUGCAGCGGAAAAGGUGUAUAACUUUGCCAUAAAGCGUGUAGAGGCCUUGAUUGAGAGGGCCAAAGGUCUGCUCACGGGUCAUCCAAAGCAGCCGACGAUUCCUCUGAUACGUCUCCGUCUCCGAUACACAGAUGAGACGCACAUGUUCAAUACUAUUCGUUUCGGUCAUCUCUUUGGCGCUCGUGUGGCUAAUGUCGCGGAUGUUGUGAGGUUUACGAGGCUUACCGAAAAUGAUACAGCAAAUGCUGCUGUGGAGUCUGGCAUGGAGGUGGAUGAUCUAACGACAUUAGAAGAUUUACUAGGUCGGUAUAUCGAGGAUAUACCGCUCACGCUUUUUCACUCCAAGGUAUUGAAGGAAGUUACUUUGCGCAUGGUGAAGCAUUCGGAUGGCCAUGAAGCUGGCCAGAUUUUCAAAUAUUACAGUGAUAAAGUAGUAGAGCACCUAAUGCAAAAGAUGCCUUCCCUUGAGAAUAUACAAGACGAAAUAGAGAAUUUUAGACGACGGUACAAGGCUGACGAUAUUCUUAAUGCAUUGAAUUCCCUUGGCACUAAGACACGAAAUAAACGUCCAGCUGUCAACCGCAGCGCUGUUCCGAAUGAUGCACUGACGACAUCUGGUGGCGAACCUUCUAGCAGAGGUGGACUAGCUGCUACUAAGCGAUUAAGGAUUUUCAAUUAA
Molecule: messenger RNA, 1668 nt
Organism: Drosophila arizonae
Lineage: Eukaryota; Metazoa; Arthropoda; Insecta; Diptera; Drosophilidae
Product: double-strand break repair protein MRE11-like
Biological process (GO): double-strand break repair via homologous recombination; telomere maintenance; mitotic intra-S DNA damage checkpoint signaling
Cellular component (GO): site of double-strand break; Mre11 complex; nucleus
Molecular function (GO): 3'-5'-DNA exonuclease activity; manganese ion binding; single-stranded DNA endonuclease activity
Source: RefSeq, a predicted model, not a curated record